CAUGCUCCACAUUUUAUUAUUGAAGUCAAAUGCUAAUGGUUUGUAGACUACAAUUGCCUUUUUGAAGCUUGCUGAAGUCUAGCCUUCUCUAAACUGCAGACACAAUGGCUGCCCGAACGAAAUGUUUCUUCGAUAUGACCGCUGGUGGAAAAAGCGUUGGUCGCAUUGUGAUGGAAUUGAGGAAUGACGUUGUGCCAAAAACUGCAGACAAUUUCCGUGCCCUGUGUACUGGUGAGCCAGGAUUCGGCUACAAAGGUAGUCCCUUUCAUCGCAUCAUUCCAGGAUUCAUGUGCCAGGGUGGAGACUUCACCAACCGCAACGGCACUGGUGGCAAGUCCAUCUAUGGAACGAAGUUUGCCGACGAGAACUUCACUCUGAAACACACGAGUGAGGGUAUGUUGAGUAUGGCCAAUGCUGGGCCCAACACGAAUGGCUCACAGUUUUUCAUCACAACGGAGAAGACCCCAUGGUUGGAUGGAAAGCAUGUUGUCUUUGGCACAGUUGUUGAGGGAAUGGACGUGGUCAGAUCCAUUGAGAAGCUGGGUUCUCGCAGUGGUGACCCAUCAACCACAGUACUCGUCGAUACUUGUGGUGUCUUGGAAACUGAGCUUUAAACGGCACGGUGAUAGAAUACGUGCUGUAGCAUGCCUGAUUUGGCUGGCAAGGUUGUGUGUAUACAUUGUACUAGUGUCAAAACUGUGCCGAUAGGGCUGCAGCAGCAUGCUGUCAAUAUCUGCCACGUGCUACAAUCACUGGUCACUGCCAGCUGUUUAUCAAACGAACUGCGUGGGCCGGACAUUCUGUCCAGUGCGGGGGAGCUCCCGCCGCCUUUUGUGGAGCAGCAGCGGAUUGAGAUCGGCCUGCAACUUUGUUGCGUUUUGCUAUUGUGUUGCUUUGGUAGCGGCACACAGGUUUCAGACAUAGCUUACUGGCUUGACUAAACUUCGAGCAGCGGCCUUUACUUUCUCAUUCCGUUCAGUACUUUUCGCAGUACUACAGCUGGUGUUGAACCAUAACCCAACCUAAGCAGGCAUAAUUUCAAGUGUUGGAGUUUAAUCUUUUUGGUUUCUUUUUCAUUUGUGUGUUGACAUGUUAACCGAACUUGAGCAUUUCCAGUUUUUGUCCUCUAG
Sycon ciliatum is the source of this 1130-nucleotide messenger RNA. RefSeq names its product peptidyl-prolyl cis-trans isomerase-like. Gene Ontology annotation, molecular function: peptidyl-prolyl cis-trans isomerase activity. Gene Ontology annotation, cellular component: intracellular membrane-bounded organelle. The transcript has a single exon. NCBI's taxonomy places the organism in Eukaryota, Metazoa, Porifera, Calcarea, Leucosolenida, Sycettidae. Bases 105 to 614 code for a protein of 169 amino acids. The record is from RefSeq and is a predicted model, not a curated record. Gene Ontology annotation, biological process: protein peptidyl-prolyl isomerization; protein folding.